This is a messenger RNA of Acromyrmex echinatior (Panamanian leafcutter ant), 2044 nucleotides long. RefSeq lists its product as uncharacterized. Gene Ontology annotation, biological process: regulation of DNA-templated transcription. Gene Ontology annotation, cellular component: nucleoplasm. The record is from RefSeq and is a predicted model, not a curated record. Lineage: Eukaryota; Metazoa; Arthropoda; Insecta; Hymenoptera; Formicidae.
CACGACUGUCAACGGAUACUGACGGAGGCUUCGAAAAUGCUUUGGCAGACGCGCGCUGAUUUCGUUGGCUUAUUCGUGUGAUUCGGACUGACUCGGACUCGAAGAGUGGAAGAGUCGUGAAAUCAUGUGGCCGAUGCGAUCGGAGAUGACUCGCGACGAGUGCAGGAAGUGCCUACGAUGCCUCGAAUUAGAUGCUUAUGGAAGUAUGGUUUCUGUUCUACGUGCUCAAGGUCCUUUCACCAACGAAAAACAGAAAUUAUUGCAAGAACUUGCUAAAGUAUUACAUAUCUCCAAUGAAAGACACCGUGCUGAAAUACGAAGAGCUGUGAACGACGAGAAACUUGCAACAAUUGCAGAACAACUUAAUGGUCCAAAUACUGGUAUAGAUUGGACUCUUGAAGGUCGUCGAUCUAUUCCUCUUUUGCCAAGAUUGAAGGCACGAUCUGCAUUUACGACAUUAGCAAAUAGCCUAUCCUUUACCACUGCGAUUGCAAACAAUAAGGAACCUGAUAGAUGUAAUAUUGUUAGACAAUCUGAAAAUUCAACAGUGUUAACAGCUGCUGAAACUGAAUCUCAUCCUAGCAUAGAAAUGGGAGAAAGCUUAUCUGUUGAUUCAAAAUUAAAUAGUUUAGACAUAGAAGAUCUCGACAACGGUAAAACCUCACAAGAAAAUUCAAAUUUGAUCGGAAAUGAGACGAUAGAUAAUAAAGAUGUACUUGAUAAAGUUACUGAAAAGUCCAAGGAGUCCUCUCGAAAACGCAAAUCUCCUUCUCCGUUGCCGAUGGCACCACCGAAUAAAGUUCUAGUAAUAUCUGAGCCAUCGAACCAUAUUUUGCGGACUUCUGAAAAUAAGCAAUCACAAGUUCUACAAGUAACCAAACAUCAAAAUUUUGCGUUAAUUAAGGUUAACGAGACCUCAGAUUCUGUGGAGAGCACAACAGUAUCAGAAAAGCCGAGUGAGUGCACCACAGUUUCAUUAAACAAACAUGUAGUUGUUACUUCCGUAUGCACAAAUCACGCCAGCAAUCCUAAGAUGGCAGUAAACACUGACCAGAAUAAAAUUAAUACCAAAGUAGUGCCAGCAAUAUCAAGCUGUAUAUUGAGUAUAAAUAAAGUGCAUUCAAGUAAAGACACACAACUUCAAGAUAGCACAAAUGGUACACAAAAAACUCAACCUGAUAAUAUUAACUCCAUGUUAUCUGAUAAUAUUAGUUCAAAUCCAUCAACUACAAAAAACUCUAUGACGCUUUGUGACCCAAUAAUGCAAAAUUAUACUAGAAUGACAACUCGACUUACACAAUCAAUGCCCGUGUAUCCUGGAACUACAGUAUCGAGCGGACCUGGGCCACCUCAAGUUAAACAAGUUCCCAUAACAUUAAUGUGUACGAAACUGCCAUCGGAACAAAUUGUAACCUUUGAUCAAUCCACUGCCAAAACGGGUAUUUUUCCCAAGAAAGUUAUAAAUAUGCCUCAUUAUAACACUAAAUUAAAUAAAGCUAACGUAAUCGUUAUCCAGAAGGCAAAAUCCGUAACACUAUCACAUGCAGGCAAGGAAGUGCUAGGGAAAGUAAUAAUGGAAGGAAAGAAUCUGUGCGUUACGAGCCAACAUAAUGCAAACUCGAUCAACGUUCAACCCCAUCAUAUUUCUCUGAAUAAUGGAGAUCAAACGAAGACUAUGCUGCCAACUGUAAACUCGCCACAGAAUGCGGAAUCUGUCAAAACGAAUAUAAAGGUAAUUUAUUAUAUUUUACUGCUAUUGUCUUGUUUAGUCCAAGCCGAUACGAAUCUGCUAGAAUCUUCAAAAUCGUUGGGAAGCAAGGAAAUACUGGUCAGGCCAAAGCAAGUACAUGAUGAUGUUGAAGAUGAUGUUCGAAUAGAAAAAUCUGACGAAAAUAUCGAUACGUUUAAUGCGACGUUAGAAUCGACAAAUAAAAAUUUGCAGAGCUUCCAGUAUCUAAUGGAUAACGACGAGAAUAAUGAUUUAGAAAAAUCAUCGAGAUCAAUGGAGACCGUAAACCAGAUGGACGAGCAUGAUGACUCGUAA